Molecule: messenger RNA, 1637 nt
Organism: Oryza brachyantha (malo sina)
Lineage: Eukaryota; Viridiplantae; Streptophyta; Magnoliopsida; Poales; Poaceae
Product: protein EARLY HEADING DATE 2-like
Exons: 2
Coding region: 1-1134 (377 amino acids)
Biological process (GO): response to acidic pH; response to aluminum ion
Source: RefSeq, a predicted model, not a curated record
AUGAAGUCCACCACCAACCUUCUCGCCGGCGCCGGCGACGCCGUCGCGCCCGCGGCUGCCACGGCGCCGCCGGUGGCCAUGGAUAUAGGGGAUCCCUCUGGCUCCCUUGUAGAUGGGGCCUGCGACGGGGACCCCCGCGCCGCUCUCCUCCGGCUGGUUGCUCUCGGCGACCGCAUGGCUGCCGUUCGGCGCCGCAUCGCCGCAUCUAUGUCCGGGGAAUCUGAGCCCCUCUCUUCCGCCGACAUCCACUCCGUCUCCUCCGAGAUCUCCUCCGCGGCUCACCUCGUCGUCCUCAACGCUGCCUCGCUCCUCUCUUCCGCUAUCCCCUUUCGGGCUCCAUCUCCAUCUCCGCCUCCGCCCCCUCCCGCUCCGGUCCAGGAGCUCCCUCCUGUGGUCCCCGUUCCCCAAGAGCUCUCGCAAGAGGCAGCCAAGGGCGACGGCGACUACGACGUCGUCGAGCUCGACGCCUCCGAGCUGCUCGCGGAGCAUGUGCACUUCUGCGACAUCUGCGGCAAGGGGUUCCGCCGCGACGCCAACCUCAGGAUGCACAUGCGCGCGCACGGCGACCGCUUCAAGACCUUGGACGCGCUCUCCCGGCCCGGCCAGCCGAAGCAGCCUGCCGGCCGCGAGGUGCGGUUCUCCUGCCCUUACGCUGGCUGCAACCGGAACCGUGCGCACCGCCGCUUCCGGCCGCUCAAGUCGGCUGUGUGCGCGCGCAACCACUUCCGCCGGAGCCACUGCCCCAAGCUCUACGCCUGCGAGCGGUGCGGCGGCAAGAAGCGAUUCGCUGUUCUUGCCGACCUCCGGAGCCACCUCCGCCACUGCGGCGAGGAGGCGCAGUGGCGCUGCUCCUGCGGCACCACCUUCUCCCGCAAGGAUAAGCUGUUCGGCCAUCUCGCCCUGUUCGAAGGCCAUAAGCCAGCGAUCGCCGAGCCGAACAAGGGUGUGGUGACAGCACCUGCAGAGGCAUCAUCGAUUUCUAUGAUGGAGGAAGGCGGAGUUGACGCGAACUGUGACCGGGAGGAGGACGACGAGGGUGGCUUUGAUCCGGAGUUCUUCCAGGAGUGGAUGGAGGAGCUCAGAGGUGGUGCUGUUACCCCCAAUUGGUCUGGGCCCUCAGAAGUUGGACACUGACAUUGGAACAAGAGCAAUUUGGGCUUAUGGUAUGAAGGCUUGCGGCUAAGUGACUGGAAAGGUGAAUGAAGAAGGGGGUCUUAUGAAGAACGGAGAUGCUUCCUUCCCUCGUGUGUGUGCACGGGGCGUGCCUCUGCGUGCGCUCGUUGUGGCGCACUGCUUUUGCACAUCCUCUCUCUCUUCCUCUCAGUCCACCUGGCCUCACCUCUUUUACCGUUCGCUGUUGCUCUAGCUGCUAUGCAGCUAUACCAGACCUGUUCGUUUUCUUUAGCGACCCAUGAGAAGAACCUUCAUAACCUGGAAAUACCAAAUGGUCAAAGAUGUUAGUCGUUGGUACAUCGUGUUGUAUGCUCGCUGUUUGUCUUUCUGGAUGCUUGCAGGUAGAGGUUGGAAUGGGCCAAGCCCCGUGGGUUUUUUCAAUUUUAGCUCAAAACUCUAUAUAAUUUUAUUUUAAACCCAUUUUAAACCCGGUCCUUAAAUUUUAUAGGCAAAAUGGUUAGGUU